CAGAUGAGUCUGGUGCUACUUCUCCUUUUGUUCUUGGCUCCAAGACAAAUCACACCUUAAGCACAAGUCAAAGUCUUGGUGAGAGAGGCCGGGAUGGAAACCAGCAAAUGCAGGCCGUGAGCACCUCAGCAGCAGCAUGGACUCCAAAGGGUCACUCCUGGAGAAAUGUUGAUGCUUUGGAUCCAGAGAAGUUAAUACAAUGUCCAUAUGAUAAAUCUCAUCAAAUCAGGGCCUGUCGGUUUCCCUAUCAUCUUAUAAAGUGCAGGAAGAACCACCCUGAUAUUGCAAAGCAGCUAGCCACAUGCCCCUUUAAUGCCCGCCAUCUGGUUCCCAGAGAUGAGAUCAGCCAUCAUAUAUCAAGCUGUGAUGACAAAAGCUGCAUUGAGCAAGACAUUGUGAGUCAGUCGAAUAACUGCCACAGAGAGAAAAUGAACACUGUCAGCAUGUGGCAGCCGCCCCCCUGUGACGAAGACUGGGAUAAAGAGAUCCAGGAGCAAUCAAAUUCUACAUUCGUUUGGGGCACGUUCAAUAGUGGCAUAAACAACAGCCCUGGGUCCAGCGUAGUGAUGGAACCAAAGAAUAACCUAAUGCCAGGCAUGAGAGCACCCAAGUCCUUGCCAUAUAGCCUAUCCUGGUAAAGCAGUAAGUGCAAAGACAGGUGGUCUCCCCAUGCUGUAAGCUGGGGCCUACAUGUUAGCUCAAAGUGGCACGGGACAACUUUCCUCUGUAUUUUGAUUCCACGUGUCAGCAUUCUCCUACAUAAACUGAAAUGCUUUUAUUCCCACCAUCAGCAAGUGGAGAUGGAGAGCUCUGUAACACAGUCCUCCCUAGAAGCAGCUGCAUUUCUGUGGUGGGUGGAGUGUCUUCUGUGUCCAGGUUUUAUUUCGUUGUAAUAAAGGUUCGCUUGUGGCAAA
This is a messenger RNA of Emys orbicularis (European pond turtle), 914 nucleotides long. RefSeq names its product gametocyte-specific factor 1-like. NCBI's taxonomy places the organism in Eukaryota, Metazoa, Chordata, Testudines, Emydidae. The transcript is spliced from 7 exons. The coding region runs from base 108 to 638 and encodes 176 amino acids. The record is from RefSeq and is a predicted model, not a curated record.